UGUAACUCAGGCGUCCGCUGAGCUUACCGACUGUUCCUGUUGUGCUCACUUCUUUGUGAGGGAGAUAAAAUAUCAAAUUUUGAAGUGUAAUUCUCUACCUCAACCGCGACGACAUGGCGGGAAACUUCUGGCAAAGUUCACAUUAUUUGCAGUGGGUGCUGGAUAAACAGGACCUGAUGAAAGAGCGGCAGAAGGACCUGAAGUUUCUCACGGAAGAGGAGUACUGGAAGCUCCAGAUCUUCUUCGCCAAUGUGAUCCAGGCUUUAGGGGAACACCUGAAGCUGCGGCAGCAGGUCAUUGCUACAGCAACCGUCUACUUCAAACGCUUCUAUGCCAGGUAUUCCCUGAAAAGUAUAGACCCAGUGCUCAUGGCACCCACUUGUGUUUUCCUGGCUUCCAAAGUUGAGGAAUUUGGAGUUGUUUCUAAUACCAGGUUGAUCUCUGCAGCAACAUCUGUGUUGAAGACAAGAUUUUCAUAUGCUUUCCCGAAGGAGUUCCCAUACAGAAUGAAUCAUAUAUUAGAAUGUGAGUUCUACCUCCUGGAGUUGAUGGACUGCUGCCUGAUUGUGUACCACCCCUACAGACCACUGUUGCAGUAUGUGCAGGAUAUGGGACAGGAGGACAUGCUGCUGCCACUGGCCUGGCGAAUAGUGAAUGACACGUACAGGACAGAUCUGUGUCUGCUCUACCCUCCCUUCAUGAUCGCCCUCGCCUGUCUGCAUGUUGCUUGUGUGGUCCAGCAGAAAGACGCCAGGCAGUGGUUCUCAGAGCUCUCUGUCGACAUGGACAAAAUUCUGGAGAUUAUCCGUGUCAUUCUGAAGCUCUACGACCAGUGGAAAAACUUUGAUGACAGAAAGGAAAUAGCGGCUGUGCUAAAUAAGAUGCCUAAACCCAAACCUCCUCCUAACAGUGAGGGUGACCAGAGCUCCAACGGGAACCAAAGCAACUCUUACAGCCAGUCUUAGCAUGGGGGCGGGGGGCGGUGGGUCUACAUUUUACAAGGGAAUCCAUAAUUUUGAUGUAGAGAGGGGCGGACCUUUUUUUAAAAAUAUGUCACACGGCACAAACUUUUGCAAUGUCCGUUUGGAAAAAUCGGUGACCAAGAAAUGUCCCUUCACCCGUGGCCAUGUUUUCACGUUCCUCCUCUCUGAUCAAUGUGUGUUCGUGGAUUGACUCGUUGAAAUGCCUGAAAGUGAACAAGCCAAGUCGGCGACAGCAGCUUUGCCGUCUCAACUCUGCGACAGACUUGAAACGAACUUUAACCAAGGAACACGUGGGGGAGGGGGAGGCCGGGAAUGUGGGGUAAAGUGAUGGGAAAAACUUUGGGGGGUAGAAACUUUUCGUCAUUGUGACAAUCCUGACAUCCUUGAACAGCCCAGGAGAGCGAGUCUUUUCAUCGAGAAACGAUUCGAGAAAGAAAAACAACUUGAUUCCUAGUACUGUGUGUGUUUGGGUGUGCGCGUGUGUACAACAUGUUAGCGCCCGGUCUGUGUGGGGUUUUCAUUCCUCAGGGACUAUAGUUUAGUAGUCUUCUCUGUAAGAUAAUUUGAUAAUUAAUAAUUUGAUGUGCUGUUGCGUCCGAUUAUCACCCUGUGUGUCUAUGACGUGAUUGGAUACUCCUGCUCUCUCUUUAAGUUACAAAUGAGGCUCUUUUUAACAACACUUUACUCUGUUGACUCAUGACAGCUCCACCUCCUUCCUCCCGCUCUUCCCUCUCGUAAAUAACGUCAUUCUUUUAUUUUAUCUUUCAUGUUUUCCCUUAUUAAGGUAAACUGUGAUGGAAAUCGUGCCGGUUCCGCUUUGUGCUUGUGCUUCAGAUGAAAGAGCCCCUGUUCAUUUCCCUGUCAUGGUCCUUUUGCCUGCUGCAAAGCUUAUUCUUUUUUUCUUUAAAAAAAAUGUAAUUAUGUGUUCAUUUAUGCUGCUUUAGUUGUAAAUGUUUUUUGUUUUUUUAUUUAGUUUAGGCUUUUUUGGGGGGGGAUGCAAAUUACAAUCGUUUUAGAUUUGUCUGCAAACUUUGGGUUGUACAUUCUUAUAUUUUUUAUUUACCUUCUGCCAUCUAUUUAAUCAUUGAAUUGUGGCAGCCUGUGUGUGUGUGUGUGUGUGUGUGUGUGUGUGUGUGUGUGUGUGUGUGUGUGUGUGUGUGUGUGUGUGUGUGUGUGUGUGUGUGUGUGUGUGUGUGUGUGUGUGUGUGUGUGUGUGUGUGUGUGUGUGUGUGUGUGUGUGUGUGUGUGUGUGUGUGUGUGUGUUUACUCAAACCAGGUGCUUGAAAGCCUUAUAAUAUAAAAGCUGCUGGUCACAGAGAAACCCCUUCAUAACAGCACAUUGUUCCAUUCAGGUGAACUGUAAAAAUUUCCGAGUUAGUGUUGUAUUAAUUGGACUCGCUGUCUCUCGUCCCCUCUGUGGCCUCCUGUGUAUUUGCCUCUGUCGGAAAGUCACAUUAACGGGGACACAAUCAUGUUGUUAAAUAAAGCCGACCACUCCCAUGUCUCUUCCCUUCGCUGAGUGAGGAGACAGAAGUGAGACUGUGAAUCCUUGAGGCAAGUACGAUGCCGCCUUCUGGCAUUUUCCUUCCCUCAGGGCAGGCUCCAUCUGCUACAUGACUGCUUUCAUGACUGGGUGUUAAAAAAAUAGAAGGGCUUAACCCCCACCUAAAUAUUCCCUACUGUCUCUGAUCAACAACACUCUACCAAAACAGUUUUUACUUGAAAGUCUUAAUGUUUUAUCAUUUGUGAUAAUAAAAUGUAUUAUGUGCAGAAACUCA
Molecule: messenger RNA, 2761 nt
Organism: Scophthalmus maximus (turbot)
Lineage: Eukaryota; Metazoa; Chordata; Actinopteri; Pleuronectiformes; Scophthalmidae
Gene: ccnc
Product: cyclin C
Exons: 12
Coding region: 114-965 (283 amino acids)
Biological process (GO): positive regulation of transcription by RNA polymerase II
Cellular component (GO): mediator complex; nucleus
Molecular function (GO): cyclin-dependent protein serine/threonine kinase regulator activity
Source: RefSeq, a predicted model, not a curated record